UAUCAUCAAAUUGAUCACAAUCUCAACUGGAAUUUCUAUAAUAUAAACAAUAAUUAGAAUUAUCUUAACUUAAAAUAGUAUAAUAAUUGUCAUUUAUAUAUCAAAGCUACGUUUGUGUUUAUAUUUGAUAAGGCUACAAACACAAAAAUAUAGCACUAGGAUACAGUGGCCAAUGCACGUGGAUUUAUAAGGCUCGAAAAAAAAAAAAAAAAAAAAAAGUUAACAGACGGAAUCAUCAUUAAAAAUGUCUAUAAAUCUGACUGCUAAGGAAAUUCGUCAAGCCUAUAUUGAUUUUUUUAAAAGCAAAAAUCAUGAAUAUGUUCACUCUAGUUCAACGAUUCCUCAUAACGAUCCUACAUUAUUGUUUACCAAUGCUGGUAUGAACCAGUUCAAGCCAAUUUUCUUGGGAACGUUUGAUCCGAAUAGUGAUAUGGCAAAAUGGACAAGAAUCGUUAAUUCACAAAAAUGUAUCCGUGCAGGUGGAAAACACAAUGAUCUUGAUGAUGUAGGAAAGGAUGUUUAUCAUCAUACAUUUUUUGAAAUGAUGGGGAACUGGUCUUUUGGAGAUUAUUUUAAGAAAGAAAUAUGUUCAUGGGCUUGGGAAUUUCUUACUGUUGUACUGAAAUUACCAGCUGAUCAACUUUAUGUGACAUAUUUUGGAGGAGAUGAGAAAACACGAUUAGAACCAGAUUUAGAGUGUAAAAAUUUCUGGUUAUCUCUUGGUGUUCCACAAACCCAUGUAUUACCUGGAAAUAUGAAAGAUAAUUUUUGGGAGAUGGGUGAAACAGGUCCUUGUGGUCCAUGCAGUGAAUUACAUUUUGACAGAAUUGGUGGUAGAGAUGCUUCCCAUUUAGUAAAUAUGGAUGAUCCAGAUGUUUUAGAAAUUUGGAAUUUAGUGUUUAUACAAUAUAAUCGAGAGAAAAAUGGUAAUCUCCAUCUACUUCCUAAAAAACAUAUAGACUGUGGCUUAGGCUUGGAACGUCUUGUUUCUGUGAUACAAAAUAAACGCUCAAAUUAUGAUACCGAUUUGUUUCUACCACUUUUCAAUGCAAUUCAAAAAGGCACUGGUGCACCGCCUUAUCGAGGUCGUGUUGGGAAUGAUGAUACCGAUGGUAUUGACAUGGCAUACAGAGUUCUUGCCGAUCAUGCAAGAACUGUAACAAUUGCUUUGGCUGAUGGUGGAGUUCCUGAUAAUACUGGUAGAGGAUAUGUAAUAAGGAGAAUUUUGAGACGCGCUGUGCGAUAUGCUACUGAAAAAUUGAAUGCGCAACCCGGAUUUUUUGCCACUCUUGUGAACGACGUUGUAGAGCUUCUAGGAGAUGUUUUCCCAGAAGUUAAAAGAGAUCCUCAAAGUACAAUAGAUAUAAUAAACGAAGAGGAAACACAAUUUUUAAAAACAUUAACAAGAGGGCGUAAUUUACUUAACAGGACAAUAGCAAAAUUGGAAUCCACGCACAUUGUACCAGGUGAUGUUGCAUGGCGUUUAUACGAUACGUAUGGAUUCCCUGUAGAUCUAACUCAAUUGAUGGCUGAAGAAAAAGGGCUGACCAUUGACGUAACUGGUUACGAAGAAGCCAAAAAGCUAGCAAUAAUUGCAUCACAAAAUAAAGCUGGUAGCAUAAGCGAUCAGAUUAAUUUGGAUGUACAUGCUAUAACAGAGUUGCAAAACAAUGGGAUAAAAGCCACUGACGAUUCACCAAAAUAUAAUUACGAAGUACAGUCAUCUGAAAAAUAUGCCGAAUAUUCUUUUGCUCCUUGUACGGGUACUGUUGUUGCUCUACGUAAGAAUAAAGAUUUCGUCGAUCAAGUUGUUUCCGGUGAUGAAGUCGCGAUAAUAUUAGAUCAAACGAAUUUUUAUGCAGAACAAGGUGGACAGAUAUAUGAUGAAGGAUUUUUAGUUAAAGUUGAUGAUGAAAGUACUGAAAUUCGUAUAAAAAAUGUACAAGUUAAAGGAGGAUAUGUCUUACACAUUGGAACUGUUGGUGAAGGAACUCUGAAGAAAGGAGACAAGUUAUACUUAAACAUAGAUUAUUCAAGAAGAAGAUUGAUAAUGAGCAAUCAUACCGCUACUCAUGUUCUUAAUAAUGCUUUAAGAGAAGUUUUAGGAACAGAUUCUGAUCAAAAAGGAUCGUUGGUUGCUCCAGAUAGAUUAAGAUUCGAUUUUAGUAAUAAAGGUGCGAUGACUGCAGGACAAGUGAAGAAAGUCGAAGAACUUAUGCAAGAAGUAAUUACAGCCGAUAAGCAAAUCUAUGCCAAGACCAGUCCUCUAGUGAUCGCCAAGGGUAUCCAUGGACUUCGCGCAAUGUUUGGCGAGACCUAUCCCGACUUGGUUCGAGUGGUGAGUAUAGGCAUCCCCGUCGAGGACCUGGAGAGUAAGCCGCUCAGUGACGCCGGUAUGAAGACGAGCGUCGAGUUCUGCGGAGGUACUCAUUUGCAUCGCACUAGCCACAUCGGCGACUUCGUGAUCGCGAGUGAGGAAGCCAUCGCCAAGGGGAUACGUCGCAUCGUUGCGUUAACUGGCCCCGAAGCAUCCAAGGCCCUCAAGAAGUCAGAUUUGCUGCAAAAUCAUUUGAAUUUGUUGGAAGAUAGUGUGAAAUCGGUCAAAGAUAGUGCAGACUCGAAAAACGUCGUUAAACAAAUCGUUGAGCACACCGACGACGUAUCUCACGCUGUGAUAUCGUAUUGGAAAAAAGAAAAGAUGCGAGAUCAAUUGAAAGCUUUGAAAAAAACUUUGGAUGAUAAGGAGCGAGUUGCAAAAGCUGCCGUUGCUACUUCAGUCGUUGAAACUGUAAAAAAUAUCAUCGAAGCCAAUAAAGGAACACCAGUUUUAGUUGAAAUCCUAAAUGCAUAUAAUAAUACAAAAGCUCUAGAUAUGGCUUUAAAAAAGGUAAAGUCUAUAUCCCCAGAAACAAGUACUCUUUUUAUAAGCGUUGAUGAAGAUGAAAAAAAAAUAUUUGCUCUCAGUGCUGUACCCGAAUCUGCUGUAAGCAAAGGCCUAAAAGCAAAUGAAUGGAUACAAGCGAUAGCUCCGUUAAUGGAGGGAAAAGGAGGCGGUAAACCCGAAUCAGCCCAAGCUUCAGGAUCGAAUAUUUUAUGUUUAAAAGAAGCUUUUGCUACUGCUAAAGCAUACGCAUAUUCGGCAUUAAAAUUGGAUGGUACAUCGUAACGUCGAAAAUAUGUCAAUAGUCUCAAUUCAUUUUCUUAUAUUUUAUUUUGCAUUUUAUAUUUUGUAUACCGCAUUCGCUUAUGGGUGUUUACAACAAGUUCAUGCAUUGAUUGUAACUUUAAAAGUAAUCAAACAAUUUUAAUAAAUGUGCGUGUGAACUUUGUUGAAGUUUUGUACUUUGUAAUAUA
Molecule: messenger RNA, 3354 nt
Organism: Ceratosolen solmsi marchali
Lineage: Eukaryota; Metazoa; Arthropoda; Insecta; Hymenoptera; Agaonidae
Gene: AlaRS
Product: alanine--tRNA ligase, cytoplasmic
Exons: 13
Coding region: 245-3166 (973 amino acids)
Biological process (GO): alanyl-tRNA aminoacylation
Cellular component (GO): mitochondrion; cytoplasm
Molecular function (GO): ATP binding; alanine-tRNA ligase activity; nucleic acid binding
Source: RefSeq, a predicted model, not a curated record